UUGUCAAUAUUUUCUAUUGUCAUAAGUUUUGACUUGUAAAAACUAUUUUUAUAUAAAAAAAUAUUUUUAUAACUAAAUAGUUUUUUAUCUUAAAAAUCACAAAUAGUAUGAAAAAAUCAAAUAGUAUGUAAAGUAUGAGAUUGCCAGGAAAACGUUGUAUGGGUAUGUGUUGUUGUUUUUCCAGUAUAUAAUAAAACAAGAUGGCGAAUGAGCUAAAAGACAUACUUGAUACAAUUACCGCUGAUGGAAGUAGUGGUUACAAAGCAGAGAAGGGAAGAUAUCAUUUGUAUGUUUCAAAAUCUUGUCCAUUCGCUGCAAGACCUGUCAUUGGCCGGUUAAUUAAAGGAUUGGAAGAUGUAAUCACAAUGGAUAUCGUUGACCCAGUAAAGGAGACCUACUGGGAAUUUUCUCCAGAAAAAGAUGGAUGCACUGCAGACACAGUGAACGGGAAAAAAAAUAUGAAAGAAAUUUAUGAAAUGUCGCAUCCCAACUACACGGGCAGGAUCAGCGUUCCUGUUCUGUUUGAUAAGCAAACAAAGAAAAUUGUAAAUAACAGCUCCGCCGCUAUUUUGAGAAUGUUUGCGACACAAUUCAACGAGUUUUGUGCAACGAAGGAACAAGCUGCUUUGGAUUUGUACCCAGAAGAGAAGAGGAAGGAAAUUGAUGAUUUGAUUAAGGAAAUUUCAUCCGAUGUUGCCGGUGCUGUUUAUGGUAUCGGAUUCGCGCAAACACAAAAAGAUUACGAUGAAAAAGUGGAAAAAUUGUUUACUGCUUUGGAUAAGUUAGAAGAUACUGUAUCAAAGAAGAGAUUUUUGACGGGCUCGAAACUUACAGAAGCCGAUAUUUUCUUGUUUACACCAUUGGUUCGAUUCGAUGCGGUGUAUGGUCCGUUGUUUAAGUGCAACAAAAAAAUGCUGAUUCAGUACCCUAACUUGUGGGCGUAUGCACGAGAUAUAUACCAAACUAGAAAUAUUGGUUCUACAGUUGACAUGAGACAUAUAGUUUCUUCGUAUUAUACAAGUUUCAAAAACAGCAAUCCAUCUGGUAUUAUUCCUGUAGGACCAAAUAUCGACUUCACACGUGAAAGUGGGCGUUCGACGAUGGCGUAAUUUCACUCUAGUAGCUGCGGGGACGAAAUCUAUAUGCUCACUCUGCAAAAAUAUGCACACUUAGAAUUAUCCAACAUCAACACAUGCACAUAUUUAUUUUUAACCAGUACUUAAUUUAUAUUUUUAGAA
Hydractinia symbiolongicarpus is the source of this 1238-nucleotide messenger RNA. RefSeq names its product glutathionyl-hydroquinone reductase YqjG-like. Gene Ontology annotation, molecular function: glutathione transferase activity. Lineage: Eukaryota; Metazoa; Cnidaria; Hydrozoa; Anthoathecata; Hydractiniidae. Bases 201 to 1109 code for a protein of 302 amino acids. The transcript has 6 exons. The record is from RefSeq and is a predicted model, not a curated record. Gene Ontology annotation, cellular component: cytoplasm.